Molecule: messenger RNA, 2088 nt
Organism: Colletotrichum orchidophilum
Lineage: Eukaryota; Fungi; Ascomycota; Sordariomycetes; Glomerellales; Glomerellaceae
Exons: 5
Coding region: 1-2088 (695 amino acids)
Source: RefSeq, a predicted model, not a curated record
AUGCCGGAGCAUCAACUGAAAGAUUUCAGGGCCAAAUUCAGGACAAUGCCUCUCAUCUUCGUUCCGAAUGGCGAAAUGUCAGGAUGGUGUACCACAGCCGAAUGCCUUUGGUCGAGCGGGGCCAAGAUACACGGACGAACGACUCUCAGCUCUAUCUACGAAGACUUGGAAGAUUUCUUCGUCGAAAAACUUGGAGUGCAGAGACUAACUCUUACGAUGGCGUGCGACGAGCUCCUGAAGAAGGGACAUGGAGGACCCUCGGACACAGUCGCGAAAGUCAAAGAGACAAUUUCGGCAAUCAACACCCUUCUUCAGAGUACAACAUCGUAUCCUGACCCCGGACCAUUGCUUAAAAGUGCCAUAUUUCCCAUCGAAUAUCCAACUGGAAAGGUUUUGCUGGAGACUGCUAGCACACAAUUUGUGAUCAGAGACCGCAAGCCUUUGGCCGAGAUGUUUGCCUCCAAAGUCAAAUUUCUUGAUUUCACUCUAGACGAAGUCCACGAACUUGGCAACUAUUUCUCUUGGUUAGGCCUCGAUUCUCGAUAUAUUUCUUCUUCCGUGAAGGAGAUUUCAACUGUUGCAGGCGAUUCCCAACUCCGACUGCGACAUCCCGAUAGAGACAUCAAGAGAAGGGCAAGCGGAAUCUACAGGGUUGCAUCCCACUUCAACAGCCCCCGUGUAGACAACACAUUGAAUCUUUAUCAUACCCUUCGGGCCACUGAAGUCUACGAGACACAUGGAAUCUCUUCCGAGGUACACCUUGCUCAGGAUGGCAAAGCACAUAUUCACGUCAAGGCAUCAAGCGAGCUUCACAUCCGAGACACGGCCGGUUGUUUACAGAUUUACGUCCCUGUUGACAAGGAAAGACAAGAUUUCUGUUACCACUCGAGUCUUCCGAGACGUCUGUUGGAGUGGGUGAUGACAGAACCAGAAACACAGAUCUGCGGUGCGAUACAGCACCGAGCCAUCAGUGCGAUGAGCUCAGCCCUCAAUGCACCGAUCGAAAGCGUGUCUCAAAUUCUGGAAGCAGAGGGCAUUAUCGACGUGGGCGGUAUUGGAAAUGAUCAAGAUGAAGAUUCAGAAGGGGGUGCUGAUGCCGUUGCCUUGGCGCCACCUUUUGAGUCUCCACGACGAGAAGGCUUCGUGGCAGAGAUGCCUAUGAGAUUCUUUUCAUCGACUGGAUCUUGUUCAGUUUCUGGACCUAUUGUACCUCCUCUUUCACAGGGAAUCAAUACUCCCGUGACACCUGAGGGCAGCGGAAGAUAUCGUUUACGGCCCGAUUUAGAUGUUGGUGCGACCACCUCGACCCCGGCAACUCCGGUCCAUCAGUUUGGCCAAACUCCCAAGGCAUCCACUGCGGCGAUUUCGCCCAGAGAUGAUGGCUUCAAUGCAGAGUAUCUGAGAAUCUUGAGCAACGUCAUCUUUGCUGCUCGGCGCAGAUCGUUUCCCGAGUCCGGUUCUCCUAGAGCUGGGCAGUCAGCAGGAGGUAGUAGCACUCAAGUUUCCCACAUGCAAUCGUGGAUGCCGCCAGCAAGAGACAAGAAGAUUGGCGCUGCCGGCGAGCUCUUUGCUUAUGAGCUGCUCUCACAUCUCACACCCCCACUUCCAGGCUUUUGCAUGGACGAUUGGCGAAGCACAAUGCGUGAAUUCGUGGCGGUCCAUCCUGCAUACUCCUACGUAACUCCUUGGGAAGGGCAAGAGACUGCGGAUAUCGUUUACAACGACAAAUUCGGAGUCCUGACUGAGAUCCUUAUCGACAAGGGGUAUUUACAGCGAACCAAGUGGAUUGGCAAGAGGCCGCAAUACUUGAUCGAAGUCAAGACGACGCCUGGCGCUGCUACGAGGCCGUUCUACGUGAGCAAGAAUCAGUACAACAGGAUGAGGGAUUACACGAAUGCUUCGUCAUCCUCGAGAGGAUUCUCCACGAUCUACAUGCUUCUUCGAGUGUUCAACGUCAGUACCUCAGACAUUGACUUCAAUGUCUAUGUGGACCCGUUUGCCUUACAGCAAGACGGCGCACUGAUCUUCACGGAAAAUACUUGGCAGGUGGUUCCGGCGCAAGCCAACAAAAUUGCUGGACAACGUUGA